Messenger RNA from Frankliniella occidentalis (western flower thrips), 2676 nucleotides. RefSeq names its product protein KRI1 homolog. Bases 137 to 2614 code for a protein of 825 amino acids. Gene Ontology annotation, cellular component: 90S preribosome; nucleolus. The transcript is spliced from 12 exons. The record is from RefSeq and is a predicted model, not a curated record. NCBI's taxonomy places the organism in Eukaryota, Metazoa, Arthropoda, Insecta, Thysanoptera, Thripidae. Gene Ontology annotation, biological process: endonucleolytic cleavage in ITS1 to separate SSU-rRNA from 5.8S rRNA and LSU-rRNA from tricistronic rRNA transcript (SSU-rRNA, 5.8S rRNA, LSU-rRNA).
UUCCCAAAAAUUAAGUUUUGUUUGGACUUUCCAUGUACUUCUGGAAGCCAAUCGAAUGAGUUCGUGUGAAUAAUGCCUUCCCUAAAGACGUCUGCUCUACUCGGUAUAGCCACAUUUUAGAGCUCAACCCUGCGACAUGUCUGGUAAACGCAACCUGUUUGACGAAAAUUCUGACGAAGAUGAUACAGAUUUGAGCUUAACAAUUAACAAGGAUUAUGCCCACCGCUACGAGGAAUGGAGAGAAGCUGAAAUCAAAAGAAAACUCGAGGACAAGUAUGGCAAUGCUGAUGAAUCUGCAUCAAGCUCCUCUUCAGAUGAUGAUGAAGAUCCGGAGGAGCUUAAGCAAGUACUAAGUAAAGACUUCUUUGAAGUUAUAUCAAGCUUAAAAACCAAGAAUCCAAAAAUUUACAAUCCCAGCGUAACUUUUUUUAAGAAUGAAAAAGAGAAUGGCAAUUUGGAUCCUGUGGAGAGAAUGCGUAAAAGAAAGGAAGAAAAGAAUAAACCUGUUUUUCUUCGAGACUAUGAAAGAAAACUCAUAACAGAAAAGGGUGGUAAACUUAGUGAUGAUGACAGUGACAUUGAACAGAGUGAGAAAAGAGAUCAGAGCCCUUCAUAUGUAGAGGAACAAAAGCAGUUGAAAGAUAGUUUCAGAAAAGCACUGCAGGAUGAUAGCAGCGACGAUGAAGGAGUUCUCCUUACAAAGAAAGAGAAAUCUAAGGAAGAAAAGGAAAGGGAGGAAGAGGACUACAUCGAAUGGCUGAAAGGUGAAAGAAAAGAACUUUCUGAUAAAGAAACUGAAGAGUCACUAAAGCCUUUGCAAAACAUGUGGAAUGACCCUAAACUGGAUGAUGGGGAAAAAUUCCUACGUGAUUACAUUUUAAAUAAAAGGUACCUCGAAAACGAUGGAACCCUCGAUGAUGGAAAUGUAACAGACGAAGAUUAUCAGGAAGAAUACAUGAAUCAGUUUGAGAGGAAGUAUAAUUUUAGAUAUGAGGAACCAGAUAGAGAGUUUUUGAAAAGGUAUCCUCGAACAAUGGAACAGUCGCUUCGCCAAAAAGAUACCAGGAGGAAAGAAAAACGAGAUGCUGUAAAACAGCGCAAAGAGGAGGAGAAGCAGAAGAAGAAAGAGGAGCUUAAAGUUUUAAAAGCUCUAAAGAGAAAAGAAAUCCUUAAAAAGAUUGAGAAAAUCAAAUCAAUUACAGGCAAUAAUGAGUUAGGGUUGGAGCCUGAAGAGCUGGAAGAAGAGUUUGACCCUGAAGCACAUGACAAAAAGAUGAGAGAACUUUUUAAUGAUGAUUAUUAUGAAGGUGCAGAGGAUGCAGAGGAUGAGGAAGGAUUGAAUUUACCUCCCCUGGAGGAGGAACUCAUUGAUGAUGACAAUUAUAAUUGGGACGAGUGGGAUGGUACAGAAAAAAAUGUUGAUCCUGCACUGGCAGAUGCAACAGGGGAUGCAGAUGAAGGUCCAUUUUGUGAAGACGAAGAAUUCAAUAUGGAUUGUGACUAUGAUCCAGCUACAGAAGCUCUACGAAAAGAAGAGAAAGCUGCUGGUCAUCGGUCAGCUAGGGAAAAACGCAAAUUAAAAAGGCAAUCACGAUUUGGCAGGCUGGUGCGGAAGGAGAAACCAGUCUUUGAUCCUAAUGAUAAGACCUUUGAACAAUAUGUAGAUGAAUACUAUGGAAUGGAUUAUGAGGAUCUAAUUGGUGACAUACCAUGCCGAUUUAAAUACAAAACUGUUGCUCCGAACAGCUUUGGUUUGACAAUAGAGGAGAUUCUGCUAGCAGACGACAAAGAACUAAAUCAGUGGGCAUCUUUAAAAAAGACCUAUUCAAUUCGUCCAGAUAGUGUUGAAAAGUAUGAAGCUAAGGUUUAUGGGCAAAAGGCUCAAGAUGAAGAAUUAAAGAGGAAAAUUUUGCCUAGCCUUUACAGAAAUGAGAUUGAAGACAACACACAACCUGAGGAGAGCAAGAAGAAAAAGAAAAAGAAGAAAAUGAAGAAUGAACUAAAUGAGACAGCUACCUUACACAUGACUUCAAAUGCUGGAGAAGAUGAACUACAAACCCAAGCUUCAGAAACAAAGAUUUUAAGAAGUGAAGAUUUCAAAAUUGAUGCUAAGGUUCAAAACAAUGAUCAAACAGACUCUUCUCCCACUCCUGGCAAAAAGAAGAAAAAGAAGAAAGAUAAAUCUGUUAAAUCAGAAAAAGUGCAAGAUGAUACAUUGACUGAUCCGACCUCAGUUGACCCAAUGGCUGGUACUUCGAAUAAAGAAAAGAAAGAGAAGAAAAAGAAAACAAAGAAAGAACAUUCCGAAUUAGAUCAAGCCAUUACUAAUUCAGAUAAAGCCCAGACAUUAAUAGUCCCUGAGGAAAAUGGAAAGAAAAAAGGCAAACGGAAACAUUCUGAUACUAAUGAAGAUCUUCAGCAUGUUAGUAAUAAAAAGAAAAAGCACAAUGCUGAUGAAGUUCGAAAAUCUAAACAAAUCAGAAAGUGGCGCAUGGAUAGUAAAGAAGGGAAAAUGGAAAAGAAGCAAGUGGAGUUAUCUGAUGAAAGACUGAAAGCAUAUGGAAUUCAUCCAAAACGUUACAAGAAUAAAUUAAAGUAUGCACCGAACUCAUAGAGGGUAAAAAUCCUUACUGUAAAAAUUCCCUGCAUAGUAAAUAAAUAAAAGUUGAAGCCCAA